AGGAGCGCAAGAUUAACGUUUCCUCAUCUUCGUGACUUUCGACUCGUGCGGGUGCAGGACCAUCGCCGAGUCUUCGCUCACCCACACAACUUCCUCAUCCAACAAGGCAUCAUCGACCCAUCGACGACGCUGCGCUUCGCGUCUCUCUCAGUGGAGCCCGCACUAGGGCAUCAGCUGACUGCUGCCGCGUUCGAGCUGGAAGGGAAGGCGGCUGAGCUGGUGCAGGUGGACAUGGACGGCAAGCAGAGGCAGAGCUUUGUGGAGCGGGAGCAGGAGUAUCAGUUCGGGAUAGCGACGUUCACAGACAUCAGAGGGGAGGGAAGGAGGGAGGGGGUCUUAUGCCUCGCCAACGACGACUCUUCCAUCCCCGAGGAGACGAGGAGGAAGCUCAAAGUGCCGCUGGUGUGGGGGUGGGGAGAGAGGUCGGGGCUGGAGCCAGCAUGGAUCUACCUGCGACACUGUAUCCUUGCCUGCCGCAAAGGAGGAGAGGAAGCGGAGAGAAGCUUCUUGGACGAGACUUUCCUCGUCGACAGGAAGACAACCAUAAGGGACUAUCUCCAGCUUCACCCCGAGGUGCUGGAUUCCUCCCCUCCUCCUUACCUCGAAAGCCGCUUCAAUGGUUGA
Guillardia theta CCMP2712 is the source of this 624-nucleotide messenger RNA. RefSeq lists its product as hypothetical. The annotation marks the transcript as partial. The transcript is spliced from 3 exons. Lineage: Eukaryota; Cryptophyceae; Pyrenomonadales; Geminigeraceae. The record is from RefSeq and is a predicted model, not a curated record.